UCAAAUCAAAUCAAAUUUAUUUAUAUAGCCCUUCGUACAUCAGCUGAUAUCUCAAAGUGCUGUACAGAAACCCAGCCUAAAACCCCAAACAGCAAACAAUGCAGGUGUAAAAGCACGGUGGCUAGGAAAAACUCCCUAGAAAGGCCAAAACCUAGGAAGAAACCUAGAGAGGAACCGGGCUAUGUGGGGUGGCCAGUCCUCUUCUGGCUGUGCCGGGUAGAGAUUAUAACAGAACAUGACCAAGAUGUUCAAAUGUUCAUAAAUGACCAGCAUGGUCGAAUAAUAAUAAGGCAGAACAGUUGAAAUUGGAGCAGCAGCACAGUCAGGUGGACUGGGGACAGCAAGGAGCCAUCAUGUCAGGUAGUCCUGGGGCACGGUCCUAGGGCUCAGGUCCUCCGAGAGAGAGAAAGAAAGAGAGAAUUAGAGAGAGCAUAUGUGGGGUGGCCAGUCCUCUUCUGGCUGUGCCGGGUGGAGAUUAUAACAGAACGUGGCCAAGAUGUUCAAAUGUUCAUAAAUGACCAGCAUGGUUGAAUAAUAGUAAGGCAGAACAGAUGAAACUGGAGCAGUAGUAGAGACUACUGAACGGCUCCCUGACUCAUCUAUUGCUGCUCAUUAGACCCUAUGAUCCCUCGGCUACAGAGAUAAUGCCUGCUGGACUAUUCACUACCACUGUGUAACGGCCCUGAAUUUUUCUGAACCGUCUCAGUGCAGCUCCUUCCAAUAGGGCGCUUUCCCUUUAAUUCCCAAUUAAAUAGCCAGCAUCAGCUGCACGAAAGGGGGGUUGUGAUGGAGACGUGCAUGAGGAUGUGUUCAACCCUCAGUUCCGAAGCUUCUCUAUUCCGUUUGUUUUGUUGCCGUUAAACGUGUGUUUUGUAGCCUAAGAGAGUUUACCCAGGAUCGGAUCCACUCAUCGCGUCCCUGGACUACACCUCUCCGUUCUUCGUGGCCUUUCUCCGCUGGAGAUCUAUUGGCGGAUUGGAUUGUCUGACUGACCGACUGACUACCACCUUUUUGUAUACGAAGAAAACCGUAACAGAAUCACCCACCACAACAGGAUCAAGCGGCGUGGUGACAGGCAGCGGCAGCAGGAGCAGCGAAAUCCAGAUUUCUGGACAUGGGAGGAAAUCUUGGACGGUAAAGGACCCUGGGCACAGCCAGGAGAAUAUCGCCGCCCCAAAGAAGAGCUGAAGGCGGAGAGGCGCUGGUAUGAGGAGGCAGCACGGCGGCGUGGAUGGAAACCCGAGAGUCAGCCUCCAAAAUUUCUUGGGGGGCGGCACACAGGGAGUAUGGCGAAACCAGGCAGGAGACCUGCGCCAACUUCCUGUGCUUACCGGGGGGGCUAGAGAGACCGGGCAGGCACCAUGUUAUGCUGUGGAGCGCACGGUGUCUCCAGUGCGGGUGCAUAGCCAGGUGCGGUACAUACCAGCUCCUUGUAUCGGCCGGGCUAGAGUGGGCAUCGAGCCAAGUGUCAUGAAGCCGGCUCUACGCAUUUGGUCUCCAGUGCGUCUCCUUGGGCCGGCUUUCAUGGCACCAGCCUUGCGCUCGGUGUCCCCGGUUCGCCUGCAUAGCCCAGUGCGGGCUAUUCCACCUCGCCGCACUGGCAGGGCGACCGGGAGCAUUCAACCAGGUAAGGUUGGGCAGGCUCGGUGCUCAAGAGCUCCAGUGCGCCUGCACGGUCCGGUCUAUCCAGUACCACCUCCAGUCAGCCAGGAUCUGCCAGAGCCGCCACUCAGCCAGGAGCCGCCAGUCAGCCAGGAUCUGCCAGUAUCUGCCAGAGCCAUCAACCUGCCUGAGCUUCCUCUCAGUCCCGAGCUUCCUCUCAGUCCCGAGCUUCCUCUCAGUCCCGAGCUUCCUCUCAGUCCCGAGCUACCCCUCAGUCCCGAGCUACCCUCAGUCCAGUGGGGUCCUUUGUUAGGGUUACUAGGCCAAGGUCGGCGGCGAGGGUCGCCAAUGGCCUUAGUAUUUUGUGUUUUCUUUAUUAUUUUGGUCAGGCCAGGGUGUGACAUGGGUGAUUAUGUGUUUGGCUUGUCUAGGGGUUUUGUAGAUGAAUGGGGUUGUGUUUAGUAGAGUAGUCUAGGUAAGUCUAUGGUUUCCUAGAGUGGUUCUCAAUCAGAGGCAAGUGUUUAUCGUUGUCUCUGAUUGGGAACCAUAUUUAGGCAGCCAUAUUCUUUGAGUGUUUCGUGGGUGAUUGUUCCCAUCUCUGUGUUUGUUGCACCAGAUAGGUCCGUUUCGGUUUUUCACGUUACAUUUAUUUUUUUUGUAAUUGUUCGUUAUCAACUUUAUAAACGAUGUAUAAAGAUAACCACGCUGCAUUUUUGUCCUCUUCUCUUU
Molecule: messenger RNA, 2331 nt
Organism: Oncorhynchus keta (chum salmon)
Lineage: Eukaryota; Metazoa; Chordata; Actinopteri; Salmoniformes; Salmonidae
Product: amelogenin, X isoform-like
Exons: 2
Coding region: 1207-2064 (285 amino acids)
Source: RefSeq, a predicted model, not a curated record